Oncorhynchus kisutch (coho salmon) is the source of this 2231-nucleotide messenger RNA. RefSeq lists its product as uncharacterized. The transcript has 7 exons. Bases 1 to 1452 code for a protein of 483 amino acids. The record is from RefSeq and is a predicted model, not a curated record. Lineage: Eukaryota; Metazoa; Chordata; Actinopteri; Salmoniformes; Salmonidae.
AUGGCAGCAAAGUGCCAGGGAUUCCUGUUUCAACUGGACGUCUAUCUGGCCAUCGUGCAACCAGCUCCCUCAGGAAGGGAGAGAGUAGCUGCCCUCAUUUCCUGUCUCACAGGAGCGCUGGAGUGGGCAAACACCGUGUGGAGAGAGGAGGACGCGGCGUUGGACCAGUUCGAGCUGGAACGCAAGGCCCUCAUCGACCACUAUCGAUGCAACCUACGAGAGGAUGUCCGACGUGAGCUGGCCUGCAGGAAUGCCACCAUCUCCUUUGACCAACUGGUGGAUUUGUCCAUCUGGUAUGAUAUCCUGCUGGUCACCUGCGGACAUCCAGAGGACACACUCUGCGUGCCGUGUUGGUUCCUCUGGGAGUCGAGACCAGGUUCCCAGAAUAAGACGGCAGACGCACUGUUCCGGUUGUGUGAUACAGAGGAGCGGCCCAUGGAUCAGACUCCCAUACCCCCGGCCUCCUUCCUGGUAGCGCUGGUCGUAUUUCUAACUGAUUGCGACACUGAGGUCUCCCCUGAGGAGCAAGCAAAGGAGACCCAGCAGAAAGAGAAGAAGAAGAGCAUCCAUCCAGCUGUGGCGGCCCUGCAGCUGUUCACUCUCUUCUGCUGUGGUGGGAAAGUCAAGCUGAGGAAGUCUCGUCCCUCUCACAACAGACAGAGUAGAAAGGACCAGGACAAAGAUGCAUCUGAUACUGGUUCAGACUUGUCUGGAGGUGAUGUUACAACCAAAAGCUUCAAGGACAAGAUUAAUAGAAAGGUGGGGAGGGAGAAAGAAAGGACUGAAGUUCAGCUGUUGAAAUCAUCUCAGGACCAUGAACCCGAAAAUCGAAGGACACCCCGGCAAGUGAAGACCCCUGUGGAGGAAAUUUACAUAAGACCUGACUCUCCGACUCUACCACGUGCCCACAGCUCCCUCUCUCAGUUUUCCCUGGCUCGGAACCUGGCCAUCCUCCCGCUGGAGUGGCAGCUACCCGGAGUCCCUCUGCCCACCUCGUCUAUGGCAACUAAGACAGAGAGAACGCCAUCCUCUACCAACACUUCGACACAUGCGCAGAUGGAAACACAGACAUCAGAUAUGAACACAGACACACAGACCACUUCUACCUCUCAGAGCCAGAUCUCCAUGGUCUCAUCGGAGACCAUGAUAGAUCUUCACACGUCAGACUCCAUUACCCAGACCUCCACUCUUGACAUGGCACUGACCCCUGAGAGCACUAAGGACAUGAUCACUACUGAUGAGGAUGUGAAGGAUGACUCUGCUAAAGAUUUGAUCUCCACCCUAACAGACACCUCUAUGGAGAAAUCCAUCAGUGAGACCAGCCUGAAAGACCUCAUCGCUGAGUAUGAAGAUGACAAUGAGCUGAAGGAUAUGGCUGCCUCCGCUACCCCUGCUACUGAUAAUGCCAAUGAGGAUGCAAUGCUGCUGGAGAUUGCAGGACUUUUUGACUGAUUACAUGUUGACAGUGGAGACCGAGCUGCCUCUGCAUCUCUGAAGAGCCAAUAGGUCUAAUAGACAUUUCAAUGUAGCAAAAGCUAUACUUUGAUCAAUUAAUAAAGCAUAUUUUCUGCAGCAAAUUUCCACUACUGUUGAUAUGUGACGCAGCAUGUUUAGAUUAGACCUAUUUGUUUGAAUUCACCAAAAAUAAUAAAUAUUACUGCCAAGGGAACAAUCAAACUACUACAGGUAGGGGAGAGUGAAUAUAUCAGCAUAGAGUUCAUUUGGACAAUAAUGAUCCAUAAGCAUAUUGCAUUCUGUAAUGUAUGAAAUAACAUUCACCCACAGCGAAUACAAAUCAGACGUGUUCUAUUUUCUCCCUCUGUCCUUCCCUCCCACAUCCUGAUGAGGUUUAGAUCGUCAUGUUAUCCAGCCCUUAAACUGUUUAGCAUUUUAAUAACACCUCACAAACUCAGGGCCUAAUUACCUUUGUUACACAUGCAUCAAAUAGAGUCCUCCUGUCACCACAUAUCUGAGCCACCUGAAGAUGCUUUGUUACUGGUGGGUUUCCAACAGAUUACAGGGAGAUUGGUUAAGUAAGUCAACCUAAAUAAGGAUGGUGGGAACAUCAUCAUACUACAGCACAUCAUUCUCUUUGCCUGUAUUACAGGAGGGGAGGAUAUAUUGGUGUCAUCAGAGUAAUUGAUUAGCACACAUACUGUAUGUGUCAUUUAAUCACCUUGAAUGGUGACAGAAUAGAGAGCUUUGAAACUAUUGAAUUAAGUAUUAAAAUA